This is a messenger RNA of Phytomonas sp. EM1, 1779 nucleotides long. NCBI's taxonomy places the organism in Eukaryota, Euglenozoa, Kinetoplastea, Trypanosomatida, Trypanosomatidae. The record is from the annotation of a GenBank genome assembly.
AUGGAGCAAAUAGAAUCUGUGAAGAAGAUGAUCGAUAACCUCCGUUCCGAAGACCCAGAGCUUCGCCUUAGUAGUAUGCGGGGCAUCCAUCUCAUCGCUGCCACUCUUGGACCGGAACGCACUCGUGACGAACUCUUGCUCUAUUUGACAGACUACCUAGAUGACAACGACGACGUUCUACGUGUGUUUGCAAACGCUCUGGGGACUAUGCUUCCCGAGGUCGGUGGCGUGGCCUACAUCACCUCUCUCCUUAAUCCACUUGAGAUACUCUGUAGUUUAGAUGAGGUUACUGUGCGUGAUGAGAUUGUUGCGUCGUUGGAACACAUUGGUGAGAAUAUUUUUCGUGGUACAAGCAGCAAGGUUGAGAUGGCAGACAAGGCGCGCAUGGAGUACCUAAAUCUUCUGGAAAGACUCAGUCAAGGCACACCACAGUGUCGGAGCAUUGUUUGCAGUCUGAUCGCGACAGUCUACCCGAGCGUCACAUCUAGUGAACGGGCAAACCUUAUCAGUAUGUUCAAGGCGCUUUGUGCUGACGAGGAAAUCAUGGUGCGUCGGGCCGCAUGUGUAGCGAUGGGCGCAAAGCUUGCAGGCAUUCUCAGCCCCAAAACAGUGGUUGACCUUGUCCCCGUCCUGGUUAGCUUCUCCAAGGCCACCAGCGAUGGGGUUCGCCUCCAGGUAGUGCCUACCGCGGCGGCCGUCCUGAAGGUGCUGCCGGAGGUUCACCACGGCUCAGUUUUGGGUCUGAUCAAGGUCCUCUCGGCGGAUAACUCCUGGCGGGUACGCUAUAUGACCGCAGACUCCCUAGGGAUUCUUGCAGCUGCGAUGACGCCGCCAGACGUGGUGAGGUUUGCCAUUCCCAUCUUUCGCGCCCUUUGCCAGGAUACCGAGCCUGAAAUACGUGCCUCUGCUGUCUUCAACAUGGAGGGAAUGGUCACAGCCUGCCGCGAUUUGAAUGGAAAAAAGGACAUCCUCAUCACUGGGACACGUCUCAUAUCAGAUGAAAGUAGUCACGUCCGGAUGAGCUUGGCGAGUGCGGUGCUCAAAUCCGUGGCAAACGUCCCAAAAGAGCUCUGGGAUACUACCAUUAUUCCAACCUGUACUAGGCUUCUUAAUGACACGGAGGCCGACGUGCGCCUUGCGCUUGUUUCAGGCUUCAGCUCGAUCGGCAAUACCUCUGAGGCGAGGGACCUCGCGCCCAAGUUGGUCCCAGUCAUCAUCGCCCUCGCCUCGGAUCCGAAGUGGCGACUGCGAGAAACCGUUGUGUCGCAGGUGCCGUCCGUUAUCAGCGCACUGGGCCAAAACGCCGAGGAUAUUCUCGACGUCUGUAUUGAACGCCUAACCGACCGAGUCGCGACUAUCCGCGACACCGCAGCGCAGUCUUGCUGUCGCCUUGUAGGAGAGAACGGUCCCACGUGGGCCAUGCGUGUCCUCUUCCCGCGGCUUGAGCCCAUCGCCAAGGAUAAAAACUACCUUCACCGAGUUUCGCUUUGUCAUUUGUACGCAGGUCUGGCUGACGUUGCCGCUUUUGACAGCAGCACUUGUGAGACAGCUGUCUGGCCGAUUCUAGUGCAGCUCCGGGAUGAUCCGGUCGCGAAUGUUCGAUUGAACGUGUGCCGAGCGGUUCUGGCACUGCAUAACGCAAGAAAGGUUUCUUUUCGUGAGGCCCACAUUAUCUUGGACAAACUCAAGAGUGACGCUUCAGACGAUGUACGUGAAUUAGUGACCCAAAUCACUGAGAACGGAAAGGUACCUCCAAAUAGACUAAAAGGUGAGGCAUGA